Molecule: messenger RNA, 2598 nt
Organism: Durio zibethinus
Lineage: Eukaryota; Viridiplantae; Streptophyta; Magnoliopsida; Malvales; Malvaceae
Source: RefSeq, a predicted model, not a curated record
CAUUUUUUAUAAUAACCAACACUACCUCUCUUUUAGCAAACUGAAAGAAGAAAUCAUUCAGAUAUCCGGAAUCUUGAAAAGAAAAAAAGAAACUAUGGGUAAAAAAGGGAAAUUGGAAUGUAUUACUAGAAUUUAAUAGUAGUUAUAGUGAAGUGGAAAAAGGGAAGACGCACGUUGAUUCAUGAUGUCACAGAGAAGUGUUUGUUUCUUCGUGGAGUUUAUGUACGGCUCUAUCUUGUUUCCAAGAUGCGCAGUUUUUGCCUUUUGCAAACCACCAUCUUGUUCCACUUACUCUCAUUCUUUGCUUUAAGUAUACAGCAAUAAUCUUCCGAACGAGACACUGCUACAAACCUAGUAGACCUACUUCCUUGUUCUUGCUAGAAUUGGUUUUGGUGUGUUUGCUUCUUCCAAUGAUGUUAAAAUAUGAAAGCUUUGUCAUUUAGUUUUUACUUGCUUGGAGGGAGGCAUUGAAUUGAAGUUUGUCGGCUUUGUAAUGGAAAGUCUAGCUUUUUUCUGUUAAAAAAGAUUUGGCAGUGGGGUGUUAAAAAGAUGAAUACCAGAGUCAGGGCGUCUCUGCAGUCCAGGAAAGUUUCAGGGAAGCAUGAAAAAGAGAAGGCAGAAAUGCUGGGGACCAAGCCAACAAUUACCGCAAAGGCAAUGGAAAAUCUACGAGCCUCAAGCAAAGAAAGAAAAAUGGCCCUACAACAAGAUGUUGAUAAACUGAAGAAGAAGCUUAGACAGGAAGAAAAUAUUCACAGAGCUCUGGAGAGAGCUUUUAACAGACCUUUGGGAGCUUUACCUCGUCUUCCUCCGUAUCUCCCUCCUUCUACAUUGGAGCUUUUAGCAGAAGUGGCAGUACUGGAAGAGGAGAUCGUCCGGCUCGAAGAACAGGUGGUGCACUUUAGACAGGACUUGUAUCAAGAAGCUGUCUAUAUAUCAUCGUCAAAAAGGAACAUAGAGAAUUCAGUUAAUUCAGCUGAUUUGACUGAGCCUUGCCUGAAUAAUAGUUCUAAACCUCAGCAACCUAAAAGUUUAACUCGAAGUACAUCCAUGGCUAGGCAUUUGCGAUCCUUUUCAGAUGAUGCGAGGGGAAAAGAGAAUCAGUCUUGUACGAAUUCCACAAAGAGCAAAAAGGGAUCCUUGGUCCAUAAAAGCCAAUCAGUAAGGACUCCUGUGAAGAGACCUCUGAUUGAUUCAAAGCCAGCAGAGAAACGUUUAGAUCCUCAAAACUUGCAGCUAGAAUGCAGAGUGAGUGAACAAGAUAAUGCUGAAGCAAGAAAUAUUAGCACUCCAGAUGAGAGAACAUUGGGAGACGAUGGCCCAAAUAAAGUUUCUGAGGAACUUGUAAAAUGCUUGUCCAGCAUUUUCUUAAGAAUGAGUUCAACAAAGAGAAAGUCUACUGUAGAAAGUUUUCCUUCCUUAUCAAUGUUAGGGUUCCAAGAAACUAGUGAAGAGACAAAAUUUGGGAAUCCUUAUGGUAUUUCUUCAAAUUUUGGAAGGAGAGAUGUCGGCCCAUAUAAACAUUUACUUUCAAUUGAUGCUGGCUCAAUUAAUCUAAACCGAACAUCAAAUUCUUUAUUUCUGCUGUUCAGGUUGAAACUCCUCCUAGCAAGACUGGCCUCCUCCAACUUGCAAAACCUCAGCCAUCAAGAGAAGCUUGCAUUCUGGAUAAAUAUCUACAAUUCCUGCAUGAUGAAUGCAUUCUUAGAACAUGGAGUACCAGAGAGUCCAGAGAUGGUUGUGGAAUUGAUGAGAAAGGCAACCAUAAAUGUUGGGGGACGCUUGCUAAAUGCAAUAACUAUUGAACAUUUCAUUCUCAGAUUGCCUUACCACUCAAAAUUUACCUUUUCAAAAGGUGCCAAGAAUGAUGAAAUGACUGCCAGGAAUGUAUUUGGAUUGGAAUUAUCUGAACCAUUGGUAACAUUUGCCCUCUCUUGUGGAAGCUGGUCCUCUCCCGCUGUGCGAGUAUAUACUGCUUCUCAAGUUGAGAACGAAUUGGAAGUGGCAAAGAAAGAGUACUUACAGGCUGCAGUUGGAAUUUCAUCAACCAAGUUUGCCAUCCCUAAGCUGUUGGACUGGUACUUGCUUGACUUUGCUAAGGACUUGGAUUCAUUGCUCUAUUGGAUUUGCCUUCAAUUACCUAGUGAACUAGGAAAAGAAGCAAUUAAUUAUCUUGAAAGAGCUGAAAGUGAGUCUCUUUUACAGUUUGUUCAAAUUAUACCAUAUGAGUUCAGCUUUAGGUACCUUUUAUGCACAUAAUAAAUUAUUUUAGCUUCAUUUAAAAUUUUGCUUUCAUAUUUCUGAGGGUGUUGGAGAAUUGCUUUUAUACACAAUCUUAGAUUAGAAACUACAUAACUAAGUUGUAAUCUAGUCUCCUAUUUUUAAUUGUAAGUAGUUGUGAGAGGAAUGUUCAUCAGGGAUUUCUGCAUUUAAUUAAUAAGUACCUUUUGGGAAGAACUACACAGAAAAGUGAUUCUUUUUUCCAAUUUGUGCCUACUGUAUCUAUAUUUUUGAUGUCUCAAACUAUAUACAGGAUGAUCUAAAUUUCUCAAUUGAAUAAUUAACAUGGAUAGUGUAUCCAGGUUUUCAGUUAUCUUC